Molecule: messenger RNA, 7426 nt
Organism: Pseudophryne corroboree (corroboree frog)
Lineage: Eukaryota; Metazoa; Chordata; Amphibia; Anura; Myobatrachidae
Gene: NFASC
Product: neurofascin
Exons: 33
Coding region: 773-4759 (1328 amino acids)
Biological process (GO): brain development; axon guidance; cell-cell adhesion
Cellular component (GO): axon; plasma membrane
Molecular function (GO): cell-cell adhesion mediator activity
Source: RefSeq, a predicted model, not a curated record
GUGCACGACGCAGGUCUCUGCCCUAAUGCGGUGCACGGAGAAAGAGACAGCAGCCGCGGCUCUAUGACAGGAGGCUGUCACAUAGAGACAGAGCACUCCCACACACAGGGCAUCACACUGCCAAGGAAACGCUCAACAUCCAUUCCAGCCUGGCAGAGGGCGUGAGGAAACACACUGCAUGCACACCCCAGCCAGCAUCUUUAUUUAUGCCAUUGUGACAGCUCUCCCUGCCUAUGCAUAGUGCUCCUAUAUAUCAUCACGUAUACCCUCUUCUGCAAAAAAGCAUCCAGCAUAACCAUCGUUCCUCCAGGAUUUACCCGGAGCACAGCCCUUGCCCACUGCACCACCCGGCGGCACCCAUCCUGCGGGCGGCAGCUGCUUCCUCCAUCCCUGCAUCAUCUCAGCAGCAUCUCUGGGAUAGCGAGAUCCGGAGAGCUGGCGAUGCGCAUCCAGAGGACAGCUGCGGUCACGGACUAUUAGCGGCUGAUUCCUGGGGCCUGCACAGCAGCAGCACCGGCAGAGCAGCAGCACCGGUAGGACAGCAGCAGCACCAGCCCGGGAUAUGACAGAACCUGAGGGAAGAGAAUGCAAAAAUAAACCAAGUGAGAGCGUAAAGGGGUCCAGGAGCUAUGAACAUCCAUGACACAUCUCUGUGACUAACACAUACCCAUAUUUAUUGAAACAAGCAUUGUACAGGGAGGAGUGACGAGUAUAACGAUCUGCUGUAGGACGAGCAAGCGCAUCACACUCACACUACGCCCUGAGGAACAGAAUGAAGCCUCACUCCAGUUCAUGGAUAACUUUUAUCCUUUUCUUCCUGAAGCUGGCUUGCACUAUUGAUGUACCUCUGGACCCAAAUAUUCAGCGAGACCUUCUUCAGCCCCCAACUAUCACCAAGCAGUCUGUGAAGAAUUAUAUUGUUGAUCCACGUGAUAAUAUUUUCAUUGAGUGUGAAGCUCAGGGAAACCCACAUCCCACAUUUACAUGGACGCGGAAUGGGAAAUUUUACAAUGUGGCCAAAGAUCCAAAAGUUUCAUUUCGUAGGAGGUCUGGAACCCUGAUCAUAGACAUUUAUGGUGGUGGGCGGCCUGAGGACUAUGAGGGAGAAUAUCAGUGCUUUGCUCGCAACAGGCAUGGGACAGCUCUUUCCAAUAAGAUCUUGCUGCAAGUCUCUAGAUCCCCAUUGUGGCCUAAAGAAAACCUGGACCCUGUUGUUGUGAACGAGGGGGCUUCCCUCACUCUGCAAUGCAACCCUCCCCCCAGUCUCCCUCCUCCGGUCAUAUUCUGGAUGAGCAGCUCCAUGGAGCCAAUUACACAGAACAGACGAGUGUCUCAGGGUCUGAAUGGGGAUCUGUACUUCUCUAAUGUCCUGCGUGAGGAUGCACUGACCGAUUACAGCUGCAAUGCUCGCUCCCAUUUCACACACACCAUCCAACAGAAGAAUGCGUACACUCUCAAAGUGCUGACCACCCGUGAGGUACCAGAAAGAACGCCAACAUUCUUGCUACCCACAGGUACUUCUAGCACCAAGUUGGUGCUGCGUGAUGAAGAUCUGCUCCUAGAGUGUAUCGCCUCUGGCGUACCAACUCCGGAAAUAAUGUGGUACAAGAAGGGAGGGGAGCUCCCCAGUCAGAAACUGAAGUUUGAGAAUUUCAACAAGACUCUACGCAUUACGCCCGUGUCUGAAGAAGACAGUGGAGAGUAUUUUUGCCAGGCAUCCAACAGGAUGGGCAGCAUCAGGCACACCAUUUCAGUUCGGGUGAAGGCUGCUCCUUAUUGGUUAGAUGAGCCCAGGAACCUGAUCUUAGCCCCAGGAGAAAAUGGUCGAUUGGUUUGUCGUGCCAAUGGAAAUCCUAAGCCUACGAUUCAAUGGCUGAUAAAUGGAGAUGCCAUCCCAGCAGGAGCUCCAAACCCCAACUUUGAGGUCGCUGGUGACACCAUCAUCUUCCGUGAAGUGCAGAGUGGUAACAGUGCAGUGUUUCAGUGCAAUGCCUCCAACACUCAUGGCUAUCUGCUGGCUAAUGCCUUCAUCAGCAUCCUUGAUGUUGCCUCACGGGUCCUGGGUCCUCGCAAUCAGCUAAUAAGAGUUAUUGAAUACAACAGAACUCAGCUGGACUGCCCAUACUUUGGCUCUCCUAUUCCCACACUUCGUUGGUUUAAGAAUGGACAGGGCAGCAAUUUGGACGGAGGAAAUUACAGAGUGCAUGAGAACGGCACGCUGGAGAUCAAUGUUGUGCGGAAGGAGGAUCAAGGCAAAUACACCUGUGUUGCUACCAACAUCCUUGGCAAUGCUGAAAAUACUGUGCGUCUAGAAGUUAAAGAGCCUACCCGCAUUAUUAAGGGUCCAGAGGAUCAGAUUGCUAGACGAGGCUCCAGUGUGCGCCUGGACUGUCGUAUCAGGAGUGACCCAUCACUCAGACUGACUGUCACUUGGAUGAAGGAUGAUAAUCAAUUAUACAUAAGUAGCAGGAUGAAGAAAGAAGAUGAUGCCCUCACAAUAUUCGGAGUAGCAGAGAAGGACCAGGGAUCAUACACGUGUGUGGCCAAAACAGAGCUAGAUCAGGACUUUGCUAAAGCCUAUCUCACCAUCCAGGAAACGUCCUCCUCACCCACUAGCCGACUGACAUCAGUACAAAGAGAUAAACCAGACCCUCCCAUGGACUUGGAGCUAACUGACCUUGCGGAGAGAAGUGUCCGUCUCACCUGGAUUCCAGGUGACGAUAAUAACAGUCCAAUAACAGGUUUCAUUGUACAGUUUGAGGAGGACCGGUAUCAGCCAGGGACCUGGCACAACAUGGCGUCUGUCCCUGGUAAUGUGAACUCUGCUCUUCUUCACCUCUCUCCAUAUGUCAACUACCAGUUUCGUGUACUGGCGCUGAAUGACCUUGGUAGCAGCAUGCCCAGCCCAUCCUCUGAGCGAUACCAGACCACCGGAGCAUCCCCAGAGGUUAAUCCAAGUGAUGUUCGUGGAGUUGGCAAUCGCAAAGACAACAUGGAGAUUACAUGGACACCGCUGAACUCCACACAGACAUAUGGUCCAAACCUACGAUACAAUGUAAAGUGGCGCCAGCGUCACACUGGGGAGGCCUGGAGCAAUGUUACAGUUUGGACCAACAGGCACGUUGUGUGGAACACUCCAGUGUUCACCCCUUAUGAAAUAAGAGUACAGGCAGAAAACGAGUUUGGCAGGGCACCAGAACCAAACACUGUGAUUGGAUUCUCUGGAGAGGACUAUCCUAAGGCAGCACCAACUGACAUAAAAUUGAGGGUCAUGAACAGCACUGCCAUCUCCCUUCAAUGGACCCGCGUGGCCUCUGCUUCUAUCCAAGGAAGUCUCCUGGAAUACAGAGCAUAUUACUGGAGGGAGAGUAGUUUGCUGAAGGGUCUCUGGGUCUCCCGAAAGAAGCAGCAGCAGAGUUUUAUCGGGGAUCGUGUACGAGGGGUCGUGUCGUACCUGAUUCCUUACAGCAACUACAAACUAUACUUGGUGGCAGUGAAUGGGCGAGGAGAUGGCCCGAAGAGUGACAUUAAAGAGUUCACCAUGCCAGAGGGAGCGCCCAGUCAACCUAAAACAUUUAGAGUCAGUGAACCAAACCAGGAAGUCAUCAUGGUGGAGUGGAGUCCUCCAGAACAUCCCAAUGGAAAUCUAACAGGGUACAACCUGUACUACUAUGCAUUCAACGGGAGCAGAAGAUCAACACCUGUGACUGAGACACUGUCCCCAAACCAGACAAAAUACACAGUGAAAAGGAGAGACCCAAUAUCACGUUAUUACUUCUCCCUGACUGCAAGGACUCAGGUUGGAGCUAGUAAGCCGGUCACAGCUGAAACGCCCCUCAGACAGGAUGAAGUUCCCCCCACUUCAGUUCCUCCCACGUCUCCAGCACCUGUCACUGAUGCUCCCACAGAAAUGCCAACUCUUCCCCCAGCCACUCCCAGUGAUACCAGUACUGUCCACACUACAACUAGUACAGUCAAACCCACUACAAAAGCCGUCCCUGCCACUAUUGGUACCGACAGCUGGCAGACAACUGUGACUACCAUCCAUGAAAUAGCCACAACAGAACAACCUAUUUGGAACAUCACAGCUUUGCCCAACAGCCACUGGGCAAACAUCACCUGGAUGCAUAACUUAGGGCCUGGCUCUGAGUUUAUGGUUGAGUAUAUUGACAGUAAUAACAUGAACAGAACUGUUCCCGUUAAGGCUCAUCCCACCUCAAUUCAGCUGUUUGACCUGGUCCCUGGGAUGACCUACAGAGUACGGGUUUAUUCCCGGAAUCACCACUCAGUCACAAGUCCGUAUGUGACGUUCGAGACCAGCUCAGCUUACACAAAGAACCAGGUAGACAUUGCCACCCAGGGCUGGUUCAUUGGGCUCAUGUGCGCAGUCGCUUUGCUGGUGCUCAUCCUGUUGAUUGUAUGCUUCAUCAAGAGGAGCCGAGGAGGCAAAUACCCAGUGCGGGAGAAAAAGGAAGUGGCUCUGGGUACUGAAGAUCAGAAAGAUGAGGAUGGUUCAUUUGACUACAGUGAUGAAGACAACAAACCACUUCAGGGCAGCCAGACUUCAAUAGAUGGAACCAUAAAGCAGCAGGAAAGUGAUGACAGUCUUGUGGAUUAUGGAGAAGGAGGAGAAGGACAGUUUAAUGAGGAUGGCUCUUUUAUAGGGCAGUAUACUGUGAAAAAAGACAAGGAUGAGACAGAGGGUAAUGAAAGUUCAGAAGCCACUUCACCAGUGAACGCUAUCUAUUCUCUGGCAUAGGACAUUGCCACCUGCCCAUCCAUCUCCUCUACUACCACAUCCAUAUCUUUGUCUCUCUAGACUGUCCUGGGAGCACAGAUACCCUUCUAACCCUGCAAGAUUUAAAUGGGAACAUGCCAUUGAGCAUAUAUUUCAAGUACCAUCUGCAAAAAGUAACCAAGAGGUAUGGAAGUGUGGACAGCUACCCCUCCUACAGCUGCUACCAACCCUGUCCAAGCUACACACAGUAUUAGCUGCUGGGAAAUCCCCCGCAGCCUCUCGCCUUGCAAUCUAUUAACUGUAGUACCAUUGAGUUCCACAGGAGGAUGACAGUGACUUAAUAAUCACUGCUGAUUGUUCAGAGUGUACAGGAGUUUCCCUAGGAACAGAAGUUAUGUAACUUCCUUCUCCCGAAGGCCAUAUUAUUGCACACUAUUUUUUGGUGGGAUGAUAAGGAACAUUUUUCUUUGCAAUAUGACAUUAAAGCAAUUGAUUUUAUAGUCUACAACACCUCAAUUACUAAUCUCAAUCUAGCAAAAGGCUGUGGUAACUAUUCAUUUCCCCCUACCUCCUAUUUUUAAUGUGAACUUUUUGUUGUGCUCCAGGGUGUACUGUAAUAUAGACCAUAUGACAAAUAGGGCAAUAAGGCACUCUGGAUAUGUGUCGCUUCUUUACCAUUCCCCUCAGGACAGUUCCCAGUCUGUGCUAUGACUUUGUGAGGAGUCCAAGCAUCACAGAGUCCUUGUCCUUUGAUUGUAACUACUAUCUUUACAUAUCCCAAUGUGACUGAGGGCCAACUCUUGCCAUUAACCCAUUAGCUGCCAGCGGGAUAGGAGGACAUACACGGUUACCACUACCAGAGGGUGCAGAGCAUCGCAUAAUGGUAUUAAGAACACAAGAUGUCUCCAUUAUGGCCCUCAUUCCGAGUUGUUCGCUCGCUAGCUGCUUUUAGCAGCAUUUCACACGCUAAGCCGCCGCCCUCUGGGAGUGGAUCUUAGCAUAGCAGAAUUGUGAACGAAAGAUUAGCAGAAUUGCGAAUAGAAAAUUCAAAGCAGUUUCUGAGUAGCUCGAGACUUACUCCUACAUUGCGAUCACCUCAGUCAGUUUAGUUCCUGGUUUGACGUCACAAACACACCCAGCGUUCAGCCAGACACUCCCCCGUUUCUCCAGCCACUCCCGCGUUUUUCCCUGAAACGCCUGCGUUUUUCCGCACACUCCCAGAAAACGGUCAGUUUCCGCCCAGAAACACCCACUUCCUGUCAAUCACUCACUGAGCAGCAGAACAAUGAAAAAACGUAGUUACGCCGUGAGUAAAAUACCUAACUUUUGUGUAAAAUAACUAAGCGCAUGCACUAUGCGAACCUUGCGCAUGCGCAGUAAGCGAUUAAUCGCAGUAUAGCGAAAAUCGGCAACGAGCGAACAACUCUGAAUGACCCCCUAUAUACGACCACCCUCACGCUUUGUGCCACUAACAAUCUAUGCAGAACAUAUGUUUGUCCCUGUCCUUUGUUCUUUCAGAUCACCCUGUUUUUCAUUUAUAGUACAUUUAGUUUGGAAAACAGUAAUUGGCUUCAGAAUUGGUGGACAAUGGCACUGACAACGUGUAUGUGUAAAGACCCAGCAGCACCCUCAAUACGUGUAAAUGAUUGUGACUAUUACAGACAUAUAUGUGUAUGAUGAUGGAGGAGGCAUUACUGCUGCUAGUGACAGUAUGUGCACCACCAUUGGUGGCACUGCUGCUGUAUAUGUGUACAUAUGAGUUUGAGGGUUUCUUUAUUGAAUAGCAGCAUUGUUGUGCAUGUAUGUAUGCCAAUGUCAUCGCUAACGUGCAAGACAGCUAGGAGUGAUAAACAUGCUACACCUGGUGCACCAAAUAAUGCCUUUGGUGUGUGAGGAGGAUGGAACUUCCACUGCCUGAGCUGUGUAUACAUAUCAGGUCUGACAGAGUGUGUAAAUAAGGGGAGCUGGCAUAACCUUAGUAUAACUGAAGCGUUGCCAAAUCUGGCCUUAACAAUCACACAAUUCAAAAAGCCCCCCUCCCCCCAGUGUGCAUCUUGUAAUUACACAAAGAUGCCCAAACCUCUAUAUUUCUAUAACACACGCUCUGCCUUGUCUCUCCUUUUGCACUAAAGAUUCCUUCAUAUCUUUUGUUUCAGUGUGUCUUGUAAAUAUUAACUUAUAUCCAUGUUUAAGUAUCACUCAGAAAAACACUAAUAUAUUUAUAUCACUGUACAUUAACCGCAAGUAUACUGCUGGACUCUUAUUAUAAGGAUUUGGUUAGCCCAUAUUGGUCUUUGGUACUGAAAGGGUUAAUUGUAUAGCAACUGAAAUAAAUAAAUGCACUGCUUUGUAUGAAGAGCCAUCUAUGUAUUUGGCGCUUUCCCUUGCCAGAGUUGUUCAUUAUGAGAAGUAACACUCUUGCAAGAGUUGGUUAACUCCUUAGAUGCUGAGAGUCCUGCAAAUCCAAAGGGGACCCCUGCUCAUACAGUAUAAGGUAUCAGUGUUUUGUUUUUUUGUUUAUUCACAAAUGAAGCUCCUGUUGAAUUCUCAUUUAUGUUUCUUUGUUUGGAGCGAGCAGAGAACUGCAUGAGCAUCACUAAUGAGUUUAUAUCUGUUGUCUGUUCCUCGUUCUGUCUUUUUUAAUCACUGUAAAACAAAAAAGAAAUAAAUUCCUUUUUUUCUUUUUAA